AGUUACGGAAUGAAAAAUCCCCGUCCUCGCUUAGAAAUUGACUGGCAAAAAUCAUUCAAGGGGGAGGAACUCCGUGAAGAUUCAGCGCCAAGUUGUUCAUUCAUUCAAUGUAUCCCAAUGAAUUGACUCUCGCCCAAUAGUCUGUCGUUGACGUGCCGUGCCAGCUAACUUCCAUUCUUGGCCAGCCGGUGGGAUAUGUCAUCUUUUCUUCGAACUCGUCCCCGUGGCGGCUGCUGUAAAUUUGUCAACGUAUGAUCAUUUCAUCCCCAAAUAAAGUGCAACCAUGCCUGCAGUCCGGGGCGAUGGAAUGCGCGGCUUGUCUGUGUUUAUAUCAGACAUUCGAAACUGUAAAAGCAAGGAAUCAGAAAUCAAGAGAAUAAAUAAAGAAUUAGCAAAUAUAAGAAGCAAGUUUAAAGGCGAUAGAACAUUAGAUGGUUAUCAAAAGAAGAAGUAUGUUUGCAAGCUCCUCUUUAUUUUCCUGCUUGGACAUGACAUUGACUUUGGACAUAUGGAGGCAGUCAAUCUGUUAUCAUCCAAUAAGUACUCUGAGAAGCAAAUUGGUUAUUUGUUUAUAUCGGUGUUGGUCAACACCAAUAGUGAUUUAAUCAAACUAAUUAUUCAAAGCAUCAAAAAUGAUCUGCAAUCUCGCAACCCUAUCCAUUUGAACCUAGCUAUGCAGUGCAUUGCUAACAUUGGUAGCAAAGAAAUGGCAGAAGCCUUUGGUUAUGAUAUCCCCAAGCUGCUUGUAUCUGGGGACACUAUGGAUGUUGUGAAGCAGUCAGCUGCACUUUGCCUGUUGCGACUAUUUCGCACUUCUCAAGAAAUGAUACCUAGUGGAGAAUGGACAUCGCGCAUCAUCCAUCUACUGAAUGAUCAGCAUAUGGGUGUGGUGACUGCUGCCACUUCUCUUAUUGAUGCCCUUGUGAAGAAGAAUCCAGAAGAGUACAAAGGCUGCAUUAGUCUUGCUGUUUCUAGACUUAGUCGAAUUGUAACUGCCAGUUAUACAGAUCUUCAAGAUUACACUUAUUACUUUGUUCCUGCUCCAUGGCUUUCUGUCAAGCUGUUGAGACUGUUGCAAAAUUACUCACCACCAGAUGAUCCUGGUGUUCGUGGCAGACUGAAUGAAUGCCUUGAAACUAUCCUAAAUAAGGCUCAAGAAGCACCAAAAUCAAAGAAAGUUCAGCAUUCCAAUGCCAAAAAUGCUGUUCUCUUUGAGGCUAUAAGUUUGAUCAUUCAUAAUGACAGUGAGCCAAAUCUUCUUGUGCGGGCGUGCAACCAACUUGGGCAGUUCCUGUCCAAUCGUGAAACAAAUUUGAGAUAUCUUGCUUUGGAAUCAAUGUGUUUACUUGCCACUUCCGAAUUCUCCCAUGAGGCUGUGAAGAAACAUCAAGAAGUUGUCAUCCUUUCAAUGAAGAUGGAGAAAGAUGUUUCUGUUCGUCAGCAAGCCGUUGAUCUCCUUUAUGCCAUGUGUGAUAAGACCAAUGCUGAAGAAAUUGUUCAAGAAAUGCUGAACUACCUGGAAACUGCGGACUAUUCUAUAAGAGAGGAAAUGGUCUUAAAAGUGGCUAUCCUUGCUGAAAAGUAUGCCACUGAUUACACUUGGUAUGUAGAUGUUAUUCUUAAUUUGAUCAGAAUAGCUGGAGACUAUGUUUCAGAAGAAGUGUGGUAUCGAGUCAUUCAGAUUGUCAUCAAUCGGGAUGAUGUUCAGGGAUAUGCUGCAAAAACAGUUUUUGAGGCUCUUCAAGCUCCUGCAUGCCAUGAAAACAUGGUUAAAGUAGGUGGUUACAUCUUGGGUGAAUUUGGUAACCUAAUUGCUGGUGAUCAACGUUCCUCACCCCUUGUCCAGUUUCAAUUGUUACAUUCCAAGUAUCAUCUUUGCUCUCCAAUGACACGAGCUCUUUUACUCUCAACUUAUGUAAAAUUUGUUAAUCUGUUUCCUGAAAUUAAACACAACAUUCAAGAGGUAUUUAAACAGCACAGCAACCUUCGUAGUGCUGAUGCCGAACUCCAACAGAGAGCCUCAGAAUAUCUUCAACUCAGUGUCAUUGCUUCCACUGACGUCCUUGCAACAGUUUUGGAAGAAAUGCCUGCAUUCCCAGAGCGGGAGUCAUCAAUUCUUGCUGUGUUAAAAAAGAAAAAGCCUGGUCGUGUGCCAGAAAAUGAAAUUCGGGAGGGCCGUAGUCCAAAUCCAGCCCCUACUGGGAACCACACUGAAGCUGUUUCUCACUCAAAACCUUCAGCAGUUUCUGCUAAUGCAUCUGCCGAUCUUCUUGGGCUCUCCACCCCCCCUUCAAGUCAGCCAACUGCCCCAAGUAACACUGGUAUGCUUGUGGAUGUCUUGGGAGACAUGUAUGGAGGCCAACAGCAAACUCAGCAGAAUAAUAGCUUUGCUGCUGCACAGUCUUACAAUCCCAAGAAGUUUGUUUGUAAAAAUAAUGGAGUCCUAUUUGAAAAUGAUCUUGUUCAAAUUGGAGUGAAAUCUGAGUUCAGGCAAAAUUUGGGCAGAAUUGCUCUCUUCCAUGGAAACAAGACUCCUUUCCCUCUUCAGAACUAUGAAACAACCAUAUCAAGUCCAGGAGACCAAGCUAGUAAAUUGGUUAUUCAAGUUAAACCUAUGGAUCCUAUUCUUGAGGCAGGAGCUCAGAAAUUGCAGGUGUUAAAUGGUGAAUGUGUUGAAGAUUAUGUAGUGAGACUCAGUCAUCUGCACAUAUUGUCAGUUCAUUCUUUUGUGCUCCAUCCACACAAGUUGCAGUGAAGCCUAUCUAUCCAUUAUGAGUUAUAUAUGGUUUUCCUUUGUAAACCUUUUUUUAUGAUUAUGCUUUCAAAUAUACUUUGUUCUUUUUUGCUCAGUAACUUUUGUAUUCUUAGUGAUCUUGUUUUUAAAGUGCUCUUAUGUGACAAAAAAAUCUUUAAUGUGUACAGCUGUUGUAUUUAGACUAGUCUUUAUUAUUUUAUGGGUUCCCUAUUUUUUUGUUUUAUAUAUUUUUUCCAUGAAAUUUGAACCUUAUACUUCUUAUAAACAUAUAAUGUUUGUGAUGUGUAAUUUAGGCGAAUCUCCACACCAGUGAAUUUUAGAACGGUAGUUUGGCUGUUGGUGUUGACAUGCCUGUUAAUCUUAUAGUGAAGCACAUCAAAGUAAACCAGAUAUCUAAAGAUUCAACAAAACUGAUCAAUGCUUGAAUGAACUUGUCGUGAUUGUUGUUCCUGUAUCUUCAAAGCUUGUGAGGAUUUCAAGAGCUUAAGCAUUAUAUCCUCUUGCCUUUCUGUCUGCUACCUGUUUGCUAGAGACAAAGUUAACCUUCAGUCUCUUGGAUGGUAACUCAUUGCGAGACUUGUUUUGUUUAUUGUGCAACACAAUCUUUGUGAAUUUUCCUUCCAGCUUACUGUUUCAUGUAGCGUGAAAGAUUAUACAGCUUUGUACAUUAGGAUCUUGUAUUUGAUGCUUGCCUGCUUUGAAUCAAAGCACCCUCAUUGUAUUGACAUAGGAGAACAUCUUUUUUACUUGGUCACCUUUCAUUAUCGAGUCUUUAGCUCUUCUGUAAUUGCCCAGAAAUGUUGCUUUGUAUGUGUUAUUUGAAUUCAGACUUGUUAAAGUUUGAAGUUGAUAUGAACUAAGUUUGAAAAAAAUCUUGUAUCAAAGUUAUAAAUAUAUAUAUAUGUACUGUUAAAAUUGUGUUAUUUCAUAUUAGGUUGUACAGAGCAGCAAUGACAAUAACUUCUGUUUCUAGUUGAAAGUGUCUCUGCACUCUUUGAUUUUGUACAAGAAACUACAUGUUCCUUUGUGUUGCAUGCUUCUGAAACCCAACCUCUUAAAACCUGGUACGUCAAAUGGUUUUGCUAUUUGUAAUUAACUUAGCUCUGCUAAUUUAGCUCAAUAUUCAAGCAGUAUUAGAUGGAUUGAAUUUGUACUCGGGUACAAUAUUUUUUUCAUACAGUCUUAUGGAAGAGAAUUGUAGUAUACCCACAUGAAUGUCCAAUGCAUGACAGUUAAGAUUCCCUUCUAAUCUCUUCUUUUCUGCUACUAUCUGAAAUACAUAUGACUCGUACAGGGUAUGUAGAGGAUUUAGAUCAGUAGCACCAGUUUUUGACAUUCAGUGUGCUGUUUCUAUCCAUUUCAUUUAUGUGAAAUGAUCACUCCAACGUGUACUGUAUGUUGCCCAUUAAAUAGGAUUCUGUUGGCUGUACUGCAGGAUUUUCAUUGUUCAUGAGCAUUGGUAUACUUUACAAAAGAAACACGGGGAGAAAAAAAAAAAACAACCUUCAAGCACAAGAUAUCGGCAAAGAGCAGUUACUGAUAAGAUCAUGUAUCCUUUGUGUGCAAUUUGGAGAAAACUUGCAUGCUCUGUAUGUGUUUUUCCUGUGGGCUGUGCAAUCUUUUAUUUUAAAGUUGGGUCAGCGGAGUUUGUUAGUCCCCUCUGCAGAAAAUAAAAACAUAGUGAAGACAUUUUAUCUGUAAAUUUUGAAACCAAACAUUCCACCAUGAAAUUAUUUGGGACAACAGAGAAUGUAAGCAGUUUCUGUUAAUUGACGUAGUUAAACUAAGUUUUGUUUUAAGGUCUUUGGAAUCACAACUUUUGAUUGUGAUUCUUGUUUGUUCACAGUUAUUUGACUAUUGCAAUGUAGACUUCUAAUAUGUUAAGUGAUGAACUUCCAAAUUUUCUCUUUAUUUGCAUUGCGUUCCAGUUUGAAACAAAAAAUUUACAUAAUAUCUUUUGAAUGUAAUGCUUGCCUCAUAGUAGAGUUUGAAACAAAUGUGUGUUAUCUUGCUGUACGUCUUUAUGAAUCUGUAUUGAUACACAUUUGAAGUAUAAGGAGGGUGAUACUGUAUUCCAAACAUCUAUACAAAUGAAAUAUGAAGAGCCAUCUUGCAUAUCAAGUGUAUAAGCAUAAGAUGUGCUAAAAGUUGCUUAUAUCAGUUGGUGCAGUAGGCUUGUCUCAGCAAUAGAAACUUUGACGUAUCUGUUGCAAAAUAUUUUCUGCUUUGCAUGCAUAUUAAAUUUACAGGUAUCAAGUGAACCCGUUGUGUAAUGCAGGUGAAACACAUAAAGUCAACUUGUAGCCUGAAUCA
This is a messenger RNA of Frankliniella occidentalis (western flower thrips), 5068 nucleotides long. Its product is annotated as AP-2 complex subunit alpha. Gene Ontology annotation, biological process: intracellular protein transport; clathrin-dependent endocytosis. Gene Ontology annotation, cellular component: AP-2 adaptor complex; membrane coat. The record is from RefSeq and is a predicted model, not a curated record. NCBI's taxonomy places the organism in Eukaryota, Metazoa, Arthropoda, Insecta, Thysanoptera, Thripidae. Gene Ontology annotation, molecular function: clathrin-cargo adaptor activity.